Acipenser ruthenus (sterlet) is the source of this 4669-nucleotide messenger RNA. RefSeq names its product ewing's tumor-associated antigen 1 homolog. The coding region runs from base 490 to 3018 and encodes 842 amino acids. NCBI's taxonomy places the organism in Eukaryota, Metazoa, Chordata, Actinopteri, Acipenseriformes, Acipenseridae. The record is from RefSeq and is a predicted model, not a curated record. The transcript is spliced from 6 exons.
ACAACAAACGACACAAGUAGAAUAAACGCUACAAACACUGUUUCUGAUACUUUCAGUAUCCUAUUAGUAAUAGUAUUACAAAGCAAUACCAAACGCGUUUAUUAGAGAUGCUCGUUACCAGUUUUGCGCUAGUGAUACUAACUUACCCUUAAGACGCAGCUUACAGUUGUUAAUUGUUUUGUUUUUAUAGCGGAAGAACCCGCCUUAAAAUUGUUUUGAUUUAUCCAAGGCAUUUGCAGUGGUGGGAUUGAUUUAAAACGUGUGUAUGUCGCCCUUUAAGGAUGUUUUUUUGCUUGGGGCCGUUCCAAUACUUAAAAUGACCAACCAGGGCAGCAUCCGGUUACAGUCGGCCAAUGAUAAGUGGAAUUAAGUGAAAAGCUAAAGAUGGCGGCGAAUCUAAAAGAAAGAAAUUUAAACUAUUACUAACGUGGUUAAAAUGUGUUAUUUUUUGUUUUUAUAAAAUAUGUGUUUGUACAAGACAUCGUCAAUAUGACGAAAAGGAGAAGACAUUUUGGGGAGUUGGAAAUAAAGAAAGAGAGACCAAAAGACAGACGGAGAUCAAACAAAUCGAAAACAAACAAACUGAGCAGAGGCUUACUGUAUACACAGUUUUCCCCUACAUCUACAAAAAGUGAAGAUGAGAAAACUCCUAAAAGAUAUUUAAGGACCAGUCAUCACACAUCAAGUUAUGCAGUCUCUCCUUGUAAUGACAAUGAGUUACACUUCCAGCAAGAUAUAUUUUGGGACCCAACUUAUUCACCAGCCAAAUUUGGUAAAGGAGAAAACAAACUUGCAGUCAGUGGACAUGCUGUAGAAAUUUCAGACAUUGUGAAUCGGAUUGCACCCAAGGAUGAAAAACCAGCCGGCCCUGAAGUUCCACUGCUUGAAAUGUGGAUUGGUGACAAUGCAAUUCCAUGUACUCCUGAGGUACUUCGGGCUAGACCAAAAAAAAAUUCCUUUAGGAGCAGUGGUGUGGAGGACCUUUUGAAGUUAGCAAAGCAGUUUGACAGACAUAUGAUUCAACAAGAUGGUGAACAAUAUCAUGACAAAGAUCUAGAGAAUAUUUUCCAGCAUGAGAAUGAAGACCAGAUGGAAUCAGAUAUGCAUGAAAAGGGUCUUCCUCCUUUAGGUGAACUGACUGGAAUGAAAAAUAGUUCCUUUAAUUCAAAAGAUGCUGGCAUACAAGAGGAAAUUCAAAUUAAAAACAGUAGCCAGAAAUCGGUGGAUCAGGAGGCAGAAGCAGAUAUCAAUGCCCUGUUUGAUGGCCCUACUCAGCCCUUGAGUGGUAGACUGAGUCAGACUUCAUCAAAGUCAUCACUUUCGUCACCAGAAAGAAAGUGCAUGUUUGGUGCAGAGACUAACAAAGUUACAAAAAAAAGGACUUGCGAAGGGGGUGUGAACUUCAAAUUUAAUAAGCCUCCUGGGUUUGGAACAAAGCCGAAUUCUUACCAAAAUACAACACAGCAAUGUGCAAUAAAGCGUACAACUGUUUCUUCAUCAAAACCAACUGUAAACGGAUCAGAAAUGGCAUCUAAAUCGCCAGUGUCAUCUGUAUCCACAAAUGAUUUUGAUGAUGAUUGGGGUAGUGAUGAUUUGCUUGAUGACUCUCUUGUCUUAGAAAUUACUCAGAACCCUGAGCUUAUUGCAACUCCCAAAGGGACCCACUGUUCUAAACAGACAGGUGCUAGUAUUACCCCAAAUCAUCAGAGUGUGUCUGGGGAAGAGACAAACAAAUGUAUUGAACAUGGCAGCAGCGUGUCUUCUAUGUUGCAUAGCGGUUUAACUAGUAAGGAGUCUUGGCAGUGUGGCAUUGAUAUUAAUCCUGGAGAAUUUCAGAGAAUAAACCUUGCUUUUGAAAAAGUAAGGAAUAGAGCUAGUUUUAUGCUGCAUAAAAACUCACAGGUCCAAGCAGGUGAGACAAGUGCAGAGAAUAUAUCUAAGCAGACUGACUUUUGUGCAUCAAAUAAACCUGAACUACAGAAAGACUUGCAUCAACAAAAGGUAUAUACAAAUGAAACUAGGUUCAACAAAGGGUCACCCAGCACACCUUAUAAAAAUAUACACAACUUUCAGCAGGUUGAAAGUGGAAGCAGCACACACAAACCCUUUAAACAGCAAAUUGCAACAUCUUCUGAUUCUAAGUCUGUAAACCAAUCCAUCAAAUGUCAAGAAAUCAGAGUUGAGGCACCAAAACAAACCACCUCUUUGGUUGAUGACUGGAAUGAAUCCAGAUUCUCAGAUGGAGUUUUAAUAGAUGCUCUUGAUGAGUGUGGCAAUCUUUGGGGUGAUGUCAGUGAUGAUGACUUGUUUUAUCAGGUGUGUGAUGAUGUAGAAAAGUUGGCUGAGGCUCAAAGCACAGGGCUUGGCACAAACAUUGCGCCAUCUUCUGUAAAAAGGAAUAACUCCCAACCAGUCACCUACCCAAACAAAAUAAAAUCUGGCUCGGCAACAAGUGCAGUUCAAGGAAUGUCUGCUCAAAGCAGUUAUGCUGCUCCUGAAAAUCGUAACCAAAACAGAUCUGUGGGAAACUCAACAAAUAAACCUCCAGCUACAUUUAAUCAAGCUAAUUCUUUCUCUACUACAUUUGGAAAGGACUCAUCCAUUAAUGCAACUUCAUCUUUAAACCAGAAAACCUUCACUUUGAAUGCAAAUUCAAAUCAGAGUGUGUUUGUGCCUUCUGUUAAUAACAACAAAUCAAAUACAUCGAAGUAUGUAUUUACAAAACUAAGGAGCACUUGUGUUGAAGUUUCAGAAGAACAAUGUAGUCAAAUGACAGGCCUUGCCUCUGGAAAUAGAACCUAUAUGCAAAGUUAUAAUAAAGGAACUGUCCAAUCGCAUCAGUCUUCCAGUGGAAUUACUGGUGCUUCUUUCAAAAGGCAUCUUUCUGACUCAAUUGCAUUGACAAGUAGUAAAGUUUUUGUAACCAACCAGCAGAAUGUAAAAUGCUCUGAAGAAGAGAUUGAAAAAAAGAAACGGGAAGCACUGGCACGAAGAAUGGCGCGCCAACGUGAUCAGUAAGCACUUGAGCCAUACCAUUCCAAAGAACUGGAGAGCUGAAGAACGGACUAUACCUGUUUCUGCCAAAUACUGUCUUGAUUCUGAAUGAAAUCAUUGGGAUAAUUGCAGCCUUAUUACUUCCUGUUUUUUUUUUUUUGUUUGUUUGUUUUUCUUAAACAUUAAAAGCUCCUGCUAGUGAUUUUAAACUUGAACUGUUACUACAAAAGGUAGUAUUGAAAGUGGACCAUUCAGGAAUAAAAGAACACUUCUAGCAAGAUAAAAUCCCAGGUUUAAAAAUAGUAUAAAACCUUGAAUCCUAUAUAGUUUACCUACUUGAGGCAAUUUAAAAGCCUCCUAGGACACAACGUUGUAUAACGGCCCGUUUUCUUUAAAAUCUGUAUCAACUUUUAGACUGAAGGAGUGGUUAUAGUAAUAUCAGCUAUACGGUGCUCCCUCAUUUUCACGAAUUCAGUUAAUUAACGUUUAGGCCAUUUGACAGUAAAUUGUAAAAGUGCUAUAUUGUACUAACUGCCCUUCACCAAUUCACUUCUUUUUUUAUUUUUUUUUAAUUGUUUUUAUAAGUUAAAUAGUGUACAAGUUUGAAAAUGUGAUUCUUGAACAACUAAGGCCUGCAAACCGACUAUUUUCUUUCACUGAAAGGUGUGACUUUCUGCUUGUUUUCCGGUUAUGUCCGUAACCAUGCGGAUAUCUUGUUUUUGUGUAUCAGUUCUCACUCCAAAAUUUAAUGGAAUUGAUCACUGCUUUAGUUAAAAGUAAUAAUAGUGGAAUGGUCACUGUAUAGCUAUGGCCAAAAGUGUUGCAUCACCCUGUAGUAUUAACUAAUUUUGCUUCAUAAAUUCGAAUGAAACCUGCUUAAUAAUGUUAUGUUAACAUAUUUAAUUAGAUACCGCUUUGUACUUUUCCACGUACUUAAUGAAAAACUGACAAAUUGAAAAAUGUGACAUUUUGAAAUACUGUACUACUAUUAUGGCUUCCGGUAGACUUUUGCGAUAUCAUUUUGUAGUUUCUUUAAUUGCAUGAUGUUAAGUAAAAUUUCUAAAUUCUUUUCAUAUGUAUAAUUUUAAAUAUUCUCUCAAUCCUAAAAGUUUAGGUUAUGCAAAAUGUUUGGCCAUAGCUGUAGUAAAGUUUAAUAUGCACAUAAAAAAUUUAUAAGCAUAUUGUUUUUGUAAAUCAUUGUUCUGAAAGUGUUUAUAAAUGAAAUACCAAUUGAAGAUUGUAUUGUUUCUAUAAUUUAAUGUAUUGCGUGCUAAAUCCACGAGGGGGAAAAAAAUCCCAAGGUAUCCAUAGUGUUUUAGUGUAACAUACGGGCUAUAACGAAAUUCAGUGCAUUUGCUUGUUCAUAGAAUGAUGCUGACAAUCCGUACGGUUACAUGAGAUCACGUAGGCCUAAUUUAUUCGGAAAACAGAAUUUGUUUUCUGAAAAGGACACAUGUGUUUACAUAAGUUGGAAUAGAUAAUCCAAUUGCAAUUCCAGGAAAACGUAGAGCAUUUGCACAUAUGCAGCUGCGAGUAGUAUUGAAACAGAUGGGGCUCGGUUCAGUCUACAUUAAAACUGAGGCAUGAAUUAUCUGUUAUUUUAGACUCUGCAAAGUUGCAAAUUCUUAUACUGUGUUCAACAUAUUUUAGCCUAUACAUCUCCUCCUUGUUUUAA